AUGCAAGGUCCUGAUGAGAACGCUCGGUCAAGGGAGGAGGAUGAGAAGCAGAGCUCCGAAAAGCUCAUGGCCAGUGACAGAGACUCUCACGUUGACACUGGGCCCGGGAACAUGGAAGGCGGCCCCGACGGCCCCCAGAGCGGCAAAGAUGACGGGCCAAGCUCCAACUCAACCCAAGCAAGUCAAUGCCGACACACAUUGCUGGACCACCCAAGUGAUGUCUACGCGGCAAUCUUCUCCUUUGACUGUGAGCUGGUGGCAUCCAGUUCUCAAGGAGAUAAUUUGAUCCGAAUCUGGGAUGUCACGACAGGUCAAUGCCGAAAGACAUUCCAAGCCGGCAACAAGGGUCAAGAUUUAAUAGCAUUGUCGUCGUCCACAUCAAGGCUAUUGAUAUCGACACUCAAUCAUGACAAGAUCAAGAUCUGGGACGCCACGACGGGUCAGUGUCAGCAUACUAUUGAGAACCACGGCGAUCCGUUCUGUUCGGUGGUCUUCUCUCCUGACUUUGGGCUGAUGGCGGCAAGCUCAGAUGGUAAUGAUCUUGUUCGCAUCUGGGACGCCACCAGAGCCCAACUUCAGCGCGCCUUUGAGGGUCACCAAGAUUCUAUCCACACGAUAGCCUUGUCGUCUGAUUCGAGGUUGGUAGCAUCGGGUUCAAGAGAUAAGACGAUUAGGGUAUGGGACGCUACAACCGGUCAGCACCAAUGGACCCUCAUUGGCCAUGAAGGAGCCAUCAGCUCGGUCGUAUUCUCGUCCGAUUCUAAGCUGCUUGCAUCGACCUCGGAAGAUCAGUGUAUCAAGAUCUGGGACGUCGCAACAGGCCAGUGUAGGCAGACGCUGCGAUGCAGCAGCAGCAAUAGUGGUUCCAUCGUCUUCUCGUUUGGUGCAAACUUGGUGGCAUUUCCGACGUAUCGCAACAUUCAGAUCUGGGACAUUGCAACGGGUCAAUGCCAACAAACGCUCAACAACCCCAAUGGUUAUAUUGAUUCACUUGUCUUCACACCCACUCGUCGCCUGAUGGCGUUGGAACUAGAUGGGCAAAUCAUCAAGCUCUGGAGUUCCUGACAAAAGUUUCCUAGUUUUUAGCAGCCAUUGCAGUCACCCAUAUAACUUCAUCCAUAAAUCUAUUUUUACUAUACUCAUAUGGAUGAUUGAUAAGAAAAGAAGCUGCC
This is a messenger RNA of Trichoderma atroviride IMI 206040, 1172 nucleotides long. The record is from RefSeq and is a predicted model, not a curated record. Lineage: Eukaryota; Fungi; Ascomycota; Sordariomycetes; Hypocreales; Hypocreaceae.